CUUCUCUGGGCCCCGAUGAAACUCCCAUACGACCCGUUGCCCGCGAGCUGCAACGUGGCGCGCGGUACCGCGUUGUCCUGCAAUUUCGCCCCAGCACCGUGCAACAAUGUUGCUCCGCUCAUGGAGCAAGGGUUGUUACAUGGCGACGGCCAAUUGGUCGGUCCGCAGUUGAAGACUUGCGCGACAACGAAUCCAUCGAACUGGAAGAAUUGUCCCCAACUGUUGACGGGGCCGGUGGACGUGGAGGACCUCGCGAUGUACUUCGACCCGUCGGCGGACAAGCCGGCGAGCAACGGCGGUCGCGCGAUUUACUCGAGAAGACCGAGAUUCGCGAGGGUGGACAAUCAAACGCGGCAGGUUCGUCGUGAACGGCUCGACGACGGCCCGGAGAGCGAUAUGGUGGACCCUUAUUAUCCUCCGCGGCCUCCUUACUUAGAAUCCGACGAGCUGGGCUUCGCCGGUCUACCGCGACCUUGCCAGGUGGGGCCGCAUGACUUGGCAAACGCGACGCUGCGACCUUGCGUUUUCGGCGAAUCGAACGAUUCGCCGAUCUGCGGCGGGCUACCGCACCCCCCCGCUGAGUCGGCCGAACUAUCGCGACCUCGUGCGCUUCUUCCGGGCUUUUACGAUCAGCGAGCGACGUGCGAUUUGAGGCUCGGUGAUCCGCGAUCCCGCACUGCGGCGGCGUGUGAGCUGGACAUCUGCGAACUGGGGCGAGAUAAUCUGGGACACGGUGAUCCGGGCGAUUGGUUCUGCAACGACUGUCCGGAAUUGUUCAAUUUCUGCAGCGAGAAACGCUGGCUGCAGUGCCCGGCGAGCGAUCGCUGUCCCCUUUACGACACCUCGUACGAUCAUGGCGCGCCCCUCUUGCCGCCGUGCAUGUACGAGAAUCUGCAUAUGGAUUACAACAAUAACGAUUAUUGGCGUUACGGCUACGCGGAGGACGACCAGCUUCUCGAGGAUUAUCUGAGUAAUGAGAAGAGGAAGGAGAGAUCUCGCGAUGCAGCACGUUCCAGACGCAGCAGAGAGACCGACAUUUUCACGGAGCUUGCAGCCGCCCUUCCUGUCAAACCGGAACAGGCAAUGCACUUAGAUAAAGCCAGUGUCAUGAGAUUGGCGAUCGCCUACCUCAAAGUCCGCGCUGUUGUUAAUUCCAUUCCAGCUUCGAUGGCGAAGUCCGAGUCGUCCACGGAAAUGGACGAGCUGUUUCCGAAAGCCCUCAACGGUUUUAUGUUAGUACUGUCCAGUGAUGGCAAUAUGGUCUACCUGUCGGAGAACGUCAGCGAUUAUCUCGGAGUGUCACAAAUGGACAUGAUGGGUCAGAGUGUCUACGAAUACAGCCAUCCCUGCGACCAUGACGAGUUGCGCGAGUGCCUCUCGUCGAAACCGUCGGAGAAGAGCGAGAAACGUGCCUGCAGUUUCUUCUUGCGGCUCAAGUGCACCCUUACAAGUAAGGGCAGGAAAGUCAACUUGAAGAGCGCGUCUUAUAAGGUAAUACACUGCACUGGCAAAUUGACCAAUAUCCGCGAUUCGAACUCGAACUGCGUAGAGGUCGAUAAUGAGGAGCGAGGGAAGGAGGACGAGUCCGCAGAAAUCGACAACACAAAUAUUUCUCUAGUGCUCGUGGGUAGUCCUAUACCUCACCCCAGCAACAUCGAAAUACCCCUGGGACGCCAUACGUUCUUGUCGAAGCACAGCCUCAGCAUGAAGUUCACUUACGCCGACGAAAAAUUGGCCGAGUACCUGGGCUGGAACAGCGAGGAGCUGAUGGGACGGUCAGUCUUCGAGUUCUAUCACGCGCUUGAUAAUUUUGCACUGGACAAGUGUUUCAAGUGCCUAUUCAGCAAGGGCCAGUGCGAGACCGUGGCGUACAGAUUCCUCGGUAAAAAGGGCGGCUACGCCUGGGUCAUCACUCAAGCCACCCUCAUCCACUGCUCCAAACAACAAAAACCGAUCUCCGUCGUAUGCGUCAACUACAUCCUAAGUGGGAUCGAACACGAGGAUGAGGUGUACAGCGAGCGUCAACUGGCCGGACGCGACAGCGCCGACCUGGUGAAAUCGGAAGCUUCAUUGCCGGCCUUGGUGCCGACCGCUAGCGGACCGCCGGCCCCGACGGGCGACGAAGACGACGACAAGAAGGAAGAGGAGGCAGUCCCAGCGGACGUCGUCAACGUGCCGGAAGAGCCGGCGAUCGUGGACGACGACGCGCUGAGGAAGAGCGACCGAGACCGUCCGAGACCGCUCACCGUCACAGCCUCGAUCUUCCAACGCUCGUUGAACUGGGACGAUUGCGGCAAGGACGAGUCGCGGAAGGUCGACGGUUUCCUGAGGUCGUUCCAGAACGAGAAGGCGUCCGUCGGCGUGCGGACCCUCAAGGAGUCCCCGAAGCAGCCCAUCCUUAACGCCACGACCAAGUGGUUGCAAGACAGCAAGUCGGCAGCGGCCGAGCGGCAGGAGGACUGCCGCCCGACGUUCGCGAGCACGCCCUUCAUAUUCCAGGGUAAACCGGCGAUCGAGCGCGAUUCUUCAGAUAGUCCCGGACGCAGAGGACGCCCGCAGGCGGUCACGAGGCACCUGUUCGCGCCGCUCGCGCAACAGUCGCAGCAGGAGCAACAGCAGCAACAAUUAUCCUGCCGACCGUCGCCACAGACAGCCACAGCGAGCAUCUUCGCGCCUCGUACCGAGGACAUGAACAAGGGCUUCUUAACUUUCAGCGAAGAUCAGCCGGGUCUUACCAUGUUGAAGGACGAACCAGAGGAUCUGACGCAUCUAGCGCCCACGCCUGGCGACGUGUGCGUACCUCUGGAGGACCCGCCUUUCUUAUCAGACAUGUUGGACGAUAUCCUCGGCAGUGACAACUACUGCCAACUGCUGAGCCCCAGCGGAGUCCUGGCACCGGAACUGAGAUCAACCACGGACCUCGGCGAGUCCCUCAAGGACGCCGACUUGGUGGAUAUUACCAGGACUAAAGCUGAUCGCCUAGCCGACAGUGAUCCUUUCAUGUACGGCGAUUCGCCUGAGAGUCCUUGUGGCAUCGACCCAAGCGUCGUGUCGCCGUCCCUCUCCAAAUACCGGCAGAGUCCCGAGCGCAGCGUCGACUCACUGGGUAGCCCUACAGGAGGCAGCGGCGGCGACGGCCUCUCCGAGGAUGAAAUGCUGAUGUUGGGCAUUAGCGAUAGCAUAGCGGACGAUGAGCUUGCCCUUAGAGCACCCUAUAUCCCGAUGUCCGAUCAAGACGAGACGUUGGAACUGCUCAUCAGCGACGACAUGGUUAUGUGGGGCUCGUCGCAGCCCUCCGACAAAGGAUCCUCCAAGUGGCUGGCCGAGGAUCGGGAGCAACGCGGAUCCGAGUCGAGCCUGGCGCAAUUGCUGCGAACCGAGCAAGUGGCGUCACGGCGGUACAACGACUAUGGCGGGGGUCUGGUGAACCCUGCGCAGAUCUUCGGGCAGAUGCCUAAAAAAAAUACAACUUUCGAGUCCGGACGAUGGUCCACCGGCCAGGAACGGACCGAUCGUCCUAGCAAGCGCAUCCAUACGCCUUGUGCGGACUCGGAGAGUGAGCACAAGCGUCUCAAAUGCGAGAGUUCGCCGUUCGAAAGGCGCGACGUCGUUCUGGCGGUGCGGCCCGACGAUGACAUUUCGCUGACGCGGCAGCAGCAGCAGCAAUUACAGCGGCUGUCAACGACGACCAUUCGUAGGAAGCAGACACUCGGCGGCGUCUGUGGCAGCCAGUUGCUGCGCUGUCUGGUCUCACAUACCCCAGGCAUCACGUCGCCACGCACCUACGACGACCUGGGCGGCGCAUCCUCGUCGUCGUCGUCGUUGUCGUCGUCGCCGAGCAGCGAGGCCGGCGGGCUGAAUCGCGACACGCCGGAGCGCGUCCGCGCUCUCGACGGCAUCAUCGACUCCCUCGCUGAAUCGGAAGGCGACCGUGGCGGGGGAGGAGGUGGGGGCGGUCGUCGCGGCGACAGCCAAGGCGGUCGCGACGGCGACCACCACCACCAUCGCGGCCUCAACGGUUUGGACAACAUCGACGCCAAUCGGAGGAAUCCAUCCUGCGGCAUCGGCAGCAGCGUACUAAUGAAUCUCCUGGUUUCCGGCUGCGACGACGCCCUGAUGGACUCCCGCAACGUGCCUACGUGCCUGUUACCAAGGAACUUGACGUCCCCGUUGUCGGUCAACGUGGACAAUCAGACAGUGCCGCAGUGCGUGGACGUGAAUAGCGUUGUAUCUCUGGACCACUUUAGCCCAGAUACCAGAAGACAGUUGAGCGGGCCUUUUACCGGCGGCGGCGGCAGCAGCAUGGCGUCACCGCCAACGUGCGCGAUGUCGUUCGACAGCUUGGACUACGAUGUCGGUGGAUCCGCCACGUGCCUCUUGCAAGUUGGCCCAGACCUACUCGGCGGCUUGUUGGAUCGUAAUGUGGUGUGAGCGCGCGUAUAGAAUUGUAAAUUGUAACAUUGCCUUGAGCGUAUCGGCGACCGGACGAAAUUAGAAGCGGUCAGACACUGCGGACGUGUUUAGCCUGCUAUGAGACUAUCAGUGUCAAAUCUAAAUCUUGUUAAGAUUAAGUUGGUUGAAACUAACUAACAGGUAGGGCUACUUUCACCAAACUCAGAUCGAACUAAUCGAUGAAUAAUAAUAAUAACUGCCAAUACCAGUUUCCAAAGGACCGAAACCGUUUGUAUUUAUUUAGUAACUACGUUAUUUGUGACGAUUAUGUUGUACUAUAUUAUUGUAAUAUAAGUACCUGUACAUACAUUAAUGGCUACUGAUUUUCUUGUUGAUAGAAUAUCAAUCUUUACAUUUUCUUAUCAAUUUGCAGUUCUAUCAUUUGUCGUCUAACAAUAAUCAGUGGUGGAUUUAUAUAGGAACUAAUAAUGCUAAAGCCAGAACCAUUUCGGUCCCCCCUUUUUUUUUUUUAUUAACUCUAAGGAGCCCCUGAAAUAGUAUUAAUAUCAGGCCUUGAAAAGUCACUAACCGCCAUUGAUAAUAAUAUCGAAAAGUUAAAAAAAAAGGUUAAAAAAUGUCUAUCUGCAUCAACAAAAUAGAGAGAAAGUAAUAUUAUAUAUACUAUAUAUAUUAUGUUGUAUAUCAAUAUAAUAUUUCAAUAUAUUACUAGCAGCAAUUUUAAAUCAGAGUUUGGUUAAAGUCAUUUAGGUUUUGGGAAUAAACGAUUGCGCAUUGGAGUUUAAAGAAUUAGUGCUGUCAGUUUCGAGUACUCGAAUACUCGAGUAAUGUGGAUAUCCGGGUACUCGAGUGUAAAAAUUCCUGGAUUAUAGAUUCGUACUAACAGUUCUCUAUUAAAAUUUGUAAAUAAACUAAAUAACUACCGUUAGAAAAAUAUAUCUUUAUGUAGAAUUUAUAGGUAUAUUAAAUUAAAAAAUUUUAAAUUAUUAAAUUGUAUAAUAAUUGAUUCGUUAAGUAAAGUUUUUACCAUAACUGCUAAGGAUAACUGUUUAAUAAAAACUUUUUUACUUAGGUAAGGAUCUAACGAAUCAAUAUAUGAGAAUGUCACAUUAAUAUCAAUAAAUUCUAACUAAUAAUACGUACAACCAUAAAACAAAGAUUGGUGAAAUAUUGGUCGAUAGCAGAACAACAGUCCACAAGUAUAAACAGUCUAUAAAUAUAAGCUUGUAAUUAAUUAUAUUUGUAAUAAACAAUUUUGGAAAUGA
Dinoponera quadriceps is the source of this 5675-nucleotide messenger RNA. RefSeq names its product protein similar (gene sima). The record is from RefSeq and is a predicted model, not a curated record. Lineage: Eukaryota; Metazoa; Arthropoda; Insecta; Hymenoptera; Formicidae. Gene Ontology annotation, molecular function: DNA-binding transcription factor activity, RNA polymerase II-specific; RNA polymerase II transcription regulatory region sequence-specific DNA binding; protein dimerization activity. Gene Ontology annotation, biological process: cellular response to hypoxia; regulation of transcription by RNA polymerase II. The transcript has 14 exons. Gene Ontology annotation, cellular component: nucleus; cytoplasm; transcription regulator complex. The coding region runs from base 16 to 4431 and encodes 1471 amino acids.